GACGAGCUGAGAGAUAAGGUGCUGUUCUUGGGGAAGGAAGCUGAGAGUGUGCAGGAGGACUUGCCCCAGAGGGCUGGAGCCUAGGACGGGGUUGUGGUGGACGGGGCGGGGCGGGGUCAGGGGGUGCCUGGACCCAAGGCUCACCUGCGUCUGCAUGGGGACCCCCUCCGCCCCUCCAGACAGCCUGCGCUCAGAGAGGCCUGAGACCGGCUCUGUCCUUGCUGAUCAGCGAGAGCUCUUGGGUGAGUCAUUUAACCUCUGAGACUCAGGCUCCUCUGCGUAAAACGGGGACAAAAAGAAGUAAUUACAGACUUGCAGGGAGGAGUAAAUGAGAUAAUAGAGGUGGAAACAUUUCAUACAUGGUGAGACACUGCACAAAGUCAACGCUUUUAGGAUGAACUUUUUUGCAUGGACUUAGGGCGCUGAAGUAGCCUGUCUUCCAGUCCUGAACUAGCAGUCAGCAGCCCCGUGUCUGAGCCUCUCUGAGCCUCAGUGUCGCCUUCUGAGGCCGCAUCAAGGGGAGGGGUCAGCACUGACAUCGUUCCAAUCCUUCCUGCAGGCCUCACACCAGCCAGCAGCUUCUCACCGCCUGCCCUUCCCUGUGAGGAGAGGGCUCUGUCCCGCAUCCCCUCCGGUCUUCAAUCUGCCUUCACCUCCGGCACUGACAGAUCUUCUUGGCAAAGCUGCCUCCAAAGAUUCCUGCUAACGCUUGUCUGUUCCUGCAUCUUGCAAAGCAUGGCGCCCACGGCAUCUUAAACCCAGAUUGUCUGCAGCUGCUCCGGUGGACACUGCAGCUUCGCCCUCCUCCCUCUGGACUCCGGGAGCUGCGCCCGUCCUAGCGAUGCCCUCGAGACCCUCGGCCCCAGCUGGGUGAGACCCUUCCAGAGCAGGACCCGACCUUGCCACCCACCAAGACUCCCACGGUGCCCUCCACCACCCCCCAUGUCUGGCUGCCCAGGCAGGUUCUAGAAUGUCUGUGCCCCAGAUCCGAGGAGAAGACGCAGCCAGUGGGGAAGAAGGGCCGGCAGGCGCAGCCCCGCCUCCCGAUGACCACCUCCGGAGCCUGAAGGCCCUCACGGAGAAACUGAGGCUGGAGACCCGCAGGCCCUCCUACCUGGAAUGGCAGGCCAGGCUGGAGGAGCAGACGUGGCCCUUCCCGAGGCCGGUGGCCGGGCAGCGGGCCUGUGUGGAAGAGGGGCCCUCAGGCCCCCCAGGAGCGCCCAGGCGGCAUCCUCAACCUCAUGGGAUGGCCAGCCAGGAUGAUGGGGCCCCGUGCACGGGCAGGCUGGAGGGCUUCCAGAGCAUCGAUGAAGCUAUAGCCUGGCUCAGGAAGGAACUGACGGAGAUGCGGCUUCAGGACCAGCAGCUGGCCCGGCAGCUCAUGCGCCUGCGCAGUGACAUCCACAAGCUGAAGAUCGAGCAGACCUGCGACCUCCACCGGCGGAUGCUCAACGACGCCACCUACGAGCUGGAGGAGCGGGACGAGCUGUCCGACCUCUUCUGCGACGCCCCGCUCGCCUCCUCCUUCAGUCUCUCCGCGCCACUCAAGCUCAUUGGGGUCACCAAGAUGAACAUCAACUCCCGCAGGUUUUCUCUGUGCUGAGAAGCCCUAAACGGGGCGGUGGAGCCGGAAUGAGGGUUUGGGAGGUGGACGGUGGGGGGCGGCGGGGGGCGGGGCGUGGGAAGGAAGCUGAGGCCCAGGUACCCGAGCGGGUCUCCCCGGAGGCAGGGCGUCCCCAGGACCUGUGACACGUGCUCUCAGGGCCCAGCUGUGGAGCUCAGUGUCCCCAUGCCUGGCCCUGGUUUAAUACCCAAAGAGUCCUGCAGAAGGGCUGCCGCAUCCGCUGUUCAGUGAGACCUGGGUCCCCAGGGCACACGUCUCAUCCUCCCCUUAGUGACCCACAUUCCUGUUUCCGGAAUCACUGGUGCUAUGACCUGGGAACCCAAAGGGGGACCAAAGCUGUGAUUCUUGCAGAAGGCUUCCCCAGGUGCACCGACCCCCAGGGGGAGGUGAUUAGAUGUCAGCCGCGCCCAUGUCACUGUUGCUGUCCUCUAAGUACUGGCUCAAAUUCACCCUAAGUGGGUGACUCAGCAGCCUCGACAGGGACCCACCAGCAAAGGAAGACCAAAAGGAAUAACACGUGGAGCUUGGGGAAGCCGGCCCCAGAGCCGCAGCCAGUGCCCCGGAUGAGGUCUCCGACCUCGGCCCUACAAGUGCGGGGUACACUGUUUCCAGUGUGUGUGGUCCCACCAGUGUAGCUGGGGGGAGCAGGCACACCCGCCCUCUGCUGCCCGUUCUGGCCACGUACACCAGUCCCAACCUCCAAAGAGCCCCUUUGCUGCCACGCUACAACCCUGGGGAGCACCUAGGAGUGGAUUUCCCCGGGGAGGGGGGGCAGCAGAGGCCUCCUGGUGUAUUCCGACGGUGUCACCUCCGUCACCUUCGUGCCCUCCCCAGAAGCUCGCCCUGAGCCUCCACUGAGAUUCUGUGCCUGACUUAAACAACUAAUUUUAAUUGAAUCAGACUGUUACUAACCUGUGGCUAACUUGUCAAUAACUGUUUGAUUUUUGUCCAAAUGGCGAAGCCAGUGGGUAGGUCAAGUACAGAGGUUCAGGGUUUGAUUUUAGAAGAUUCUCCCUCAAGACAAGUGGGAGGAUCGGCAAGGUAAGGACUGAGACCUCAGCAAGUUAGGAAGUUACCCCAGUAGAACGCCCCGUGCGGGGGGUGGGGGUGGGGUGGGCUGACCUUUGACCCAUCUAGCCGAGCCCUCUGCUUCAUAAGGGAGUGAGGCCGGGGGAGGGGAGUGGUCUCCCUCAGGCUCCGCGGCUCUUUAGCGGCUGUAGAAUAUUGAUGUGUUAAUAAUAAUCAUUGUUAAUUACGCUACACAGAUCACGUAUCCAUGAACUUGAACUCCAAAGAUGGUACUAAUGCUUUGCCAAACCCACGGACUGCCAACUGCCACUCUCCACUCACUCAGCCCCGUCACCGCGCCCCCCGCCCCCCCCCCCCCCCCCCCCCCCCCCCGCCGAGUUACCAGUCCUACUGCGUCCGGGUUCCAUUGUCGAUGUGAGGCGUCCUGUUGCUCUGUCUUUCAUGCUUCGUCUUCCUGUAGAAUUUCAGUGGGGCCCAGGCGCGCUCACACACACACACCAUGACCCACACUGGGGAGCGGUUGCUUUUCUCUUGUGGGCCAGGAGUGGGAGUUUGUGGAUGACCGGUCCCUAGUUAGAAAAGAAUUUGGUGUUUUCUUGUGGCUUCCAAGAGCCGAAGGGUUUACGCUUCCUUCAAAGACGGUAUUACCAUGUAGCCAAGAUCUGUUUUUCCUUCGGCUCUGAGCAGUGGCAGAAGUCUGAGGCGCAGAGCAUUUGUCCAUGAAGAAGCCCUCGGUGGAAGGCUAGGCCUCCUCAGGCCGGCUCCUCCCCAGGCAGGAAGGAGAGAGGUUUUCUCUAGUUAGUUGAUGCCUCUCCUCAGGGGUUCUGUCUGAGCGCUGCCAAGUCCUACAGAGGCGUGCCCGCCAGCCGUCCUCCAGAAGAACCCUUGAGGUCUUGAGGUGGCCGGCCAGCCUGCACACACGCUCACUCUUCAGAGACGUGCACAUACACACACUUGAACCCACACAGGCAAGCGCAUUCCACAACUGAAAAGAGGGCCAAACUGAUUAGUUUUCUUUCUAGGAACCAGUCAUUACAGUAACUAAAAAAGCUGGGUCCGGCCACAGCUGAGUGGUUUACCUGAAUUUCGUCAACCCAGUUGAGUUGGAGUCAACUGGGCAAUUUAGUUGCUCAGUUGACCUAAUGAUUCUUUGAGAUCGAGAACACUUGAUGGAAUAGGUUUUGCAAUAGGCGCACUUUUUGGAAUAGGUUAGAUGUCUCAGCUUUUGUGCUUAGUUCAUGCCAAGGGAAUUUUAUUUUGGGAUAAGGGGGGAGGAGAAGUCAGGAAGAGAAGUGCGGGGAAAAGACAGGUGUGUUUUCUUACUCACUGUCCAGUGUCUGUUAGCGUCCUUAUUUCCAUGGCGAACACAGGCAACUAACCAAGUCAUUUAGGCUUUGUGAAGUCCCUGCCUCCUGUGGGUCAAGAAACGCCUGAGUCAGUCGCAGCCUAACCUGCGUGCCCAGCUCCCCAGGGCAGCCUUCCAGCUUUACCACGUGUAUACGAUACUGUUGCAGUUUUACUCAUUAUCUACCCAUCUCCCUGCCAUCCCUCAAGGACCCCUGGGUGUAAAACUCGAAGUCUCCAUGACACUGCCUCGCAGGGUGAUGCCUGACGCCUUCGUGGGCUCAGCGGUGAUCACAGGCCUGGGGAGCCCGGGCAAGCUUGAGAUGACCUGACCCAGCCUCAGGCCUCCUCCCUGUAGCAAUACCAAGUGCUAUUACGUAAUCGAUGGACAAUUUAUAAUUUUAUUUUUUAUGAUUGUUUGUUUCUAUAUUGCUGUUAGAAAAAGUGAAAUUAAAAUAUUUCAAAAGAA
Molecule: messenger RNA, 4466 nt
Organism: Orcinus orca (killer whale)
Lineage: Eukaryota; Metazoa; Chordata; Mammalia; Artiodactyla; Delphinidae
Gene: FAM167A
Product: family with sequence similarity 167 member A
Exons: 2
Coding region: 971-1603 (210 amino acids)
Source: RefSeq, a predicted model, not a curated record